This is a messenger RNA of Echinococcus granulosus, 666 nucleotides long. RefSeq names its product Putative transporter SVOPL. The record is from RefSeq and is a predicted model, not a curated record. Lineage: Eukaryota; Metazoa; Platyhelminthes; Cestoda; Cyclophyllidea; Taeniidae. Gene Ontology annotation, biological process: transmembrane transport. Gene Ontology annotation, molecular function: transmembrane transporter activity. The transcript is spliced from 5 exons. Bases 1 to 666 code for a protein of 221 amino acids.
AUGCUUGACGAAAAUGGGAACGAGAGUCAGUGCGUUGUGACCGAUUUGGUGUCACACCCAGAUUACAAUGGCUUUGGUGUCAAUAAGACUGCAGUAGUUGAUCAGUCAUGCUGCAUAGCUUUCACCGAUGAUGACUACUUAUCCAUGCUGGCUUCUUCCUUGGGUGAAUUCACAGUUAUUCCGCUGACCAUUAUCACGAAUGACUUGAUGGGUCGACGUAUAUCACUCACCCUUAUCUCGACUCUCUCUGCCCUCUUAUUCGUGAUAUUGUACAUUUGCAUGCCGAAGGCGGCUGCCAUCGCCAUUCUGUUCGUCGCGCGAGCACUCUCCUCCGGCAUGUUUAGCAUUGUCUACCUCUACACAAGCGAAGUAUAUCCAACAACAAUUAGAUCCCUGGGUCAGGGUGUUUGCAGUUCGUUCGCUCGUCUAGGAGCGAUGUCGACACCGUACGUGGCCGAGGUCAUCAUGCCCGACGUGUCAGCUCUUCUUGGUCUUUCACUCUAUAGCGGUGUUUGUCUAAUUUGUGCAAGCAUAGCCCUUUUUCUACCCAUCGAAACAAAAGAUCGCGCUCUUCAGAGUUCUGUUGUGGAGACAGCUGAAGUCCACUUUCGUCGAUCUUCGGGUGAUGAAAGUGCGCCCAAUCCCACGCUCACCACAGCAUCCUAA